AUGACUGCAUGCGAUACGGUCUCCAGUAGACGUGUCGUGGAAGAGAACAAUAGCGAAGUCGGGGAGAAUAGCGCGGCUUACGGAGCUUCCGCAGAACUUCAAAUUCCGACUCCGCGAAUUCUCCAACCCAAACCGUCCAAUCUUGACGUCUUUGGUCAAUUACAAUUACUAUCCUCGCCAGUUAAGGAGGAAAUUGUCGAAAUCAUGGCUCCUCUUGUCCCCGUCUUCUCCGCCGAGUCCCUCCCCGAUCAUGUCAAUACCGUCCGCCGGAACUUCCAAGAGAAGCGUCGCAAAGGCCACCCCGUCGACCUGAAGGAGUGCCCAUUGCUCGAAAUGACACAGUUCUCCUGCAAUCCACCUCAAAAUGGGAUUCCUGAACCAGGGGUUGUGGUGUGCAAGCCGGUGGUGCGAUUGUUCCGACGCUGCGCUGGGGGAUUGACGAUCGAAACAACAUCCUGGGAACCACUUAGGUUGGCAGAGGAAGCGAAACAAAAACCAACAGCCAGUACGAAACAGUGA
Molecule: messenger RNA, 519 nt
Organism: Penicillium paradoxum
Lineage: Eukaryota; Fungi; Ascomycota; Eurotiomycetes; Eurotiales; Aspergillaceae
Exons: 2
Coding region: 1-519 (172 amino acids)
Cellular component (GO): mitochondrial inner membrane peptidase complex
Source: RefSeq, a predicted model, not a curated record